AUGCUCACAUUGGCGGCUACCAUUGCCCCAUUAAUUUUGGCGCAAUUGAGCUUGGUGCGGUUCGUACAGUGCCAAAACGUCGAAGACAAUGUCAACAACCCUGCGAUUCUUCCGUACCUCACACAGGUGGUGUACGGUCGGCUUUCGAAUCUCACUUCAGUUAUUCUCAGUAGCGAAGUCAGCAAUCGAUCUAGCUUCUGCAUUCAGAAUCCGGAAGCUGAUUGGAAUCGAGCAUUCAAUUAUUCUAAUAAUUUGGACUUCUUGACGGCUUGUAUUAAAAGGACUCAAGGUGAGACUGAUGCUAUGAUGGGGUGUGGGGAGAUUAAAGUUUACAUGGGCCGAGAUCAAUGUCUGGAUCGUGGGUCGAUUCGCGGUGCUAUGGAGUUAGCCUUAGAGAUAUUACGCAGCGAUUGUGUACAGCAGCAGAGGUUAAGUUUUACUUCAGUUGGGCAUGUAGUGCUGGCUCAAACCAGGGGGUUGACCUCAAAAACUCUAGGGUCAUACCUGCUAGAAAUCUCAACUGUCAGCCUUGCUGUGAGGGUUUUUUCUGUCCUCAUGAAUGAUAGCAGAGGUGGACUGUUGGGCAACAAGUGUACCAUGAGAAAUUUUUUCCUGAAAUCUUGCCCAUUGGGUUCCUACUGCCCACUUGCAACGCUCAAUAAGGCUACUGGUGUAUGUGAACCGUACACCUACCAACUACCUCCUGGACAUCCAAAUCAUACGUGUGGUGGGGCAAACAUUUGGGCGGAUUUUGCCAGUACUAGUGAGGUAUUCUGUUCAGCAGGUUCCUACUGUCCAACCACUACACAGAAAAUUCCUUGUAGCAAUGGGCAUUACUGCCGUACGGGUUCUACAUCUGAGAAACGAUGUUUCAAGUUGGCUUCAUGCGAUCCCAACACUGCAAAUCAAAAUAUUCAUGCAUAUGGAAUAAUGCUCAUAGCUGCUUUAUGUACUCUUCUGCUCAUUAUUUACAAUUGUUCUGACCAAGUUAUCAGCACACGGGAAAGGAGACAUGCCAAAUCCAGGGAAGCGGCUGCUAGAAGUGUUAGGGAGAAAACAGAGGCACGUGAAAGGUGGAAAGCUGCCAAAGAGGCUGCUAAGAAGCAUGCAUCUGGAUUACAAGCUCAAUUUUCUCGCACAUUUUCUCGUAAAAAAAUUGUUACACAUUCUGAGCAACUUAAAAUCUUGAAUCCAGCAAGAAGCGAAAGAGAUGAUGACUUAUACCCACCUAUGCUCCCAAGCAGUUCAGGUACAUAUCAGCAAUCAUCUACUACAUCCAAAACAAAGAAUACAGAGCCUAAUGAUCUUAUGAAGAUGAUGCAUGCAAUUGAAGAUGAUCCUGAUAUUUCUGAAGAUUUCAGCUUGGAAAUUGAAGAUAGAAAUACCAAAAAGAAAAUGCCAAAGGAAAAACAAAUUCAUACUCAUAGUCAGAUUUUCAAGUAUGCAUAUGCACAAAUUGAGAAAGAGAAAGCUCGGGAGCAGCAGAACAAGAAUCUUACCUUCUCAGGAGUGAUUUCGUUGGCAACAAAUAAUGAAAUCCGGAAAAGGCCUGUGAUUGAGGUCUCUUUCCGAGACCUAACCCUUACUUUGAAAGGAAAGAAGAAACAUCUUUUGAGGUGUGUUACUGGGAAGAUCAUGCCUGGCCACAUUACUGCUGUGAUGGGUCCAUCGGGGGCUGGGAAAACAACUUUUCUUUCUGCUCUUGCAGGAAAAGCAGUUGGAUGCACACUAACUGGUUCCAUUUUCAUAAAUGGAAAGACAGACUCAAUCCAUUCAUAUAAGAGAAUCAUUGGUUUUGUGCCACAAGAUGAUGUUGUGCACGGAAAUUUGACUGUGGAGGAGAAUCUCUGGUUCAGUGCAAGGUGCAGCCCUAAUGUAAUUGCUGUUUUAGAUGCAGAGUCUAAAGGUAAUAUCAAGCUGUAUAUAACAAGCAUGGGAUGGUAA
Molecule: messenger RNA, 1944 nt
Organism: Ilex paraguariensis (yerba mate)
Lineage: Eukaryota; Viridiplantae; Streptophyta; Magnoliopsida; Aquifoliales; Aquifoliaceae
Source: the annotation of a GenBank genome assembly